GUUUCCGGACGCGAUGGAGAUUAAAAGUAAUCUAUUCGGGGCUUUAGGAGUGGGGAUAGAGAACCCCUUUUAUACCCGUCAGGGUUGGAAUAGAGUCAACAGCCCUCGCCUAUAUAAGCGUCUGCCAACUAUCGGAUCUUCAGCGUCGUCGAGAGAGAACCAAAAAACAUCUCCCAAAAACAUUCAUUUAAACACUCCUUUUUUUGUUUUUUUUUUUUUUCAUUCACACCAGAUCUGGUAUCGGUAGCAAUGAAGUCCAUUCUUUUUUCACUUACUUGGGCUCUAGCCCUGGCCCGGCCAACUAAGCGCUCUUCCUCCUCACUCCUUUGGCUUGGAAGCAACGAGUCUGGCGCUGAGUUCGGCCCUGGCACUUUACCUGGUGUCGCGGGUACAAACUACGAGUGGCCUGACCUGUCCACCAUCACUACACUGCAGAAGGCUGGCAUGAACAUUUUCCGAGUGCCUUUCCUCAUGGAGCGUUUGAUCCCAACCAGUCUCACUGGUACUGUGGACUCUACCUACAUGGGCGAGCUGAAGAAGAUCGUUGAAGGGGUCACAGCCCUGGGGGCCCAUGUCGUUCUUGAUCCCCAUAACUAUGGUCGAUACUACGGCAACAUUAUCGAGUCGACUACCGACUUCGCUGCGUUCUGGACCACUGUCGCGAAGGAAUUCGCCUCGAAUUCUCUCGUUAUUUUCGAUACCAACAACGAAUAUCACGACAUGGACCAGACCCUUGUCCUCGACCUCAACCAGGCCGCCAUCAAUGCUAUCCGCGCUGCCGGUGCCACCAGCCAAUACAUCUUCGCCGAAGGAAACUCCUACUCUGGUGCUUGGACCUGGUCCACUGUGAACGACAACCUCAAGGCCCUCACGGACUCCGAAGACAAGCUCAUCUACGAGAUGCACCAGUACCUCGACAGCGACGCCUCUGGCACCAGCUCUACCUGCGUCAGCGCCACAAUUGGUAGCGAGCGUCUCAAGGCCGCCACUACCUGGCUCCGCAGCAACGGCAAGAAGGGUGUCCUGGGUGAAUUUGCUGGUGGCGUGAACUCUGUCUGCGAGGAUGCCGUCAAGGACCUGCUCUCUUAUCUCUCCGAGAACACUGAUGUGUGGACUGGGGCUUCGUGGUGGGCUGCUGGACCCUGGUGGGGUUCUUACAUGUACAGCAUCGAGCCUACUUCCGGACCUGCUUAUGAGAGUUAUAUGAGCAUCUUGAGCCCUUACUUUGUUACGGGAUCUACUACUACUGCUGCUACCACUACCACUAGCACUACUGCUGCUGCUGCCACCACUACUGCUGCUACUACCAAAGCUGCCACCACUACUGCUGCUGCUACCACUACCAAAGCUGCUUCUACUACCACUGCUGCUGCUGCUACUACUACUACUACCAAGUCUGUUGCUGCUACUACUGUUGCUGACGUUGCUGCUACUACUUCUACUAGCACCAGCGCCGCCGAUGCCACCGCUACAGCCACUGCGACUUUGACCAGCACAGUGACAACCACUACCACUACCACCACUACCACCACUACCACAGUGACUUCCACCACUACUGCCAGCUCUGCGGCCUCCACCGCAUCUGGCACCGUGGAACGCUGGGGACAAUGCGGCGGUCACAGCUGGACUGGAUCAACCACAUGCGCGAGCCCUUAUAAGUGCGUUGUGCAGAACCCCUGGUACUCUCAGUGCCUGUAAACACCCUUCGUUACCUUCUUGAAAUCUCUCGACCCAGACAAGAAACGCGGACCUUGACCUUCUUUUCUGCACCUUUUUUUUCUUAUCUCUCUAUUUCUUUCUUUCGAUUCUUCCAAUCGUUUUGUUGUUAUUUUUUUAUCCCUUAGUUGUUUUUAGUCGCUUCUUUUCAUCCGUGCAUUUAGCUGGCCAGGUUAGUGUAUGGAAAAUUCAUUCUUUAUCUAGAUAGAAUAAACGAUUCCUAUACUAUUUCUAUACUAUUUCUAUACUAUUUCUAUACUAUUCCUAUACUAUUCCUAUACUAUUCCU
Aspergillus ochraceoroseus IBT 24754 is the source of this 2004-nucleotide messenger RNA. RefSeq names its product putative endoglucanase (gene egl2). Gene Ontology annotation, molecular function: cellulose binding; hydrolase activity, hydrolyzing O-glycosyl compounds. The transcript has 5 exons. The coding region runs from base 250 to 1698 and encodes 482 amino acids. Gene Ontology annotation, biological process: glucan catabolic process. Gene Ontology annotation, cellular component: extracellular region. The record is from RefSeq and is a predicted model, not a curated record. Lineage: Eukaryota; Fungi; Ascomycota; Eurotiomycetes; Eurotiales; Aspergillaceae.